AGCCGUUACUCUCUCUGCAUAUGCCUCCCUCAAACCCUAAUCUCUAUAUCUCUUCUAACCAACCCCAUUCUCUGGUUUUAUCUUUAUCACUCCCCUAAGUCUCAUUUUCUACUUGCUUUGCUUCUUCUGGAGACGUUUAAUUUUUGGCCGUAAAUCCCACCCGAAAAAGCUUCAAAUCGGAAUAUAUCUCAAGUUUGUUUGAAAAACAAGACCUGCAAUUCCCUUGAUCUUUUGAGAGGGAAAAAAACCAUAGAGUUCUGUCUGUAAUUAAUCUGUAAGGUAAGAUUGAAAAGCGAGCAUAUGGCAUCAAAAACAGUAGCCCGAGACAUCAUCACUCUUCGCGGAUCAGCGGCUAUCGUCAGCGAGUUCUUCGGUUAUGCAGCGAACAGUAUACUCUACAAUCGAGGAGUUUAUCCAGAAGAAAGUUUCGUAAAGGUUAAGAAGUAUGGACUUCCAAUGUUGCUUACUCAGGAUGAGGGAGUAAAAUCCUUCAUUGCCAGCCUCACUGCUCAGCUUUCCGAAUGGCUUGAAGCUGGGAAGUUGCAGAGGGUUGUUUUGGUGAUAAUGAGCAAGGCAACGAAUGAGGUUUUAGAAAGAUGGAACUUCAGCAUUGAGACUGACAGCGAGGUCGUGGAGAAGGGUGUUUCAAAGGAAAAGAGUGACAAAGAAAUCAUGAGAGAGAUUCAAGCAAUCAUGAGACAGAUUGCUUCCAGCAUCACUUACUUGCCUUGUCUUGAUGAAGCCUGUGUGUUCGAUGUGCUAGCUUACACGGAUACAGAUGUUGCAGUCCCAUUCACUUGGAUAGAGAGUGACCCAAAGUUAAUUGCAAAUCCGCAGAUGGUGAAAUUACAUUCUUUUGAUACCAAGAUUCACAAGGUUGACACUCUUGUAUCUUACAAAAAUGAUGAAUGGGAUGAACAGUAAAAAGCUACCUGUACUCUUCCAAGUCUUGUUUUUUUGUUUUCACUUCGUCUGCAGCCAUGACUCAGGGGGGCUGUGAAUCUUUUAUUCACAGAUUGUGUGCUUCGGCAUUGUCUGGAUUUCAGGCUUGAUUCUCCCGAAUUAAGUCAAUGCAACUUUUUAUGUUUUACAAUGAGUUUUUUUUUUCCC
This is a messenger RNA of Carica papaya (papaya), 1110 nucleotides long. RefSeq names its product DNA-binding HORMA family protein (gene MAD2). Gene Ontology annotation, cellular component: cytoplasm; nucleoplasm; kinetochore. The record is from RefSeq and is a predicted model, not a curated record. Gene Ontology annotation, biological process: mitotic spindle assembly checkpoint signaling. Lineage: Eukaryota; Viridiplantae; Streptophyta; Magnoliopsida; Brassicales; Caricaceae.